CUGAGCAGCGCGUGGAGAGCAAAAACAGGGGUUUUGGGCCAUGUGAGAGGAGAGAGCGGGGUAGAGUGCGCGCUGUGCAGCGGCGCCACCAUCCAUACGUAUUAUGGCAUCCUCGUCUUCCCCAUCGCCCGGUAAGCAGUGGCCGCCAGGGUUUAGAUUCCGCCCCACGGAUCAGGAGCUUGUGGGCUUCUAUCUGGCGCGAAAGGUGUCGGGGCGCAGCAUCCAGGCCAACAUAAUUGCCGAGGUGGAUCUCUACAAGUGCGAGCCAUGGGACUUGCCUGGGAAAUCGUAUGUGACGGAUGUGGAGUGGUACUUCUUUAGCCCUCGCGACAGGAAGUAUCCCAAUGGCUGGCGGACUAACCGGGCCACCGAAGCUGGCUACUGGAAGGCGACUGGAAAGGACCGAACUGUGCGCUCGGGAUCUCGCGACAUCGGUAUGAAGAAGACGCUGGUUUUCUACACCGGCAGGGCGCCCCACGGCCAGAGGACGGACUGGAUUAUGCACGAGUACCGACUGGACGAGGAUGAUCGCAAGUGCUCGUAUGCGCAGGACGCAUUCGUUGUUUGCCGGGUGUUUAGGAAGUCGACUGCCAAGAAGGAGGAGGAGAACGUCCCAUGCUAUCCGGAGGGGGAUUCGUUCUUCUCGCUAGACAAUGAGACGGCCGACAAUGAAACAGCCGAGGUGGAGGUUGCCGCGGAGACGGAGGUGGCGUCCGUGGAGACUACGACCAACACAGAGGUUGCAAAGGAAGAGGCACCGGGCGGAAACGAUGAGCUCGAUGCCUUCCUUGCCAUGCUUUUGGACGAGCCAGUUCCUGACCUGGCACAGGUGAUGGAUUACCCAGACAGGAACCCUGGAGAGCUGUCUUUUGCUGAUCCCGAGGGUAUCCUGGAACAGAUUGACCAGCCAGAAGAUCUGAUGAAGGUUUUGGCUGAAGACGACUUUAUCGAGCUUGGUGACUUCUCCAAUCUCGAGGACAAGUACGAUCAAGGCGCGGGUGACUGUAUUGUGGACGCGCCGUCAAAGCAUCUGACGUCCAACUGGAGGGAAGCCGACGAGCACAGUUUGCUGGUCAUGGACGACCCCUGCCUGCCAGGAGGUGGCGACUAUUACCUGGCUAAUGGUGACGAUAGCGAGGAAGGAGGAGACAGGGGUCCAUUGAAGAAGAUCUUGAGUCUGCUUGGGUCGGUUCAGGUUCUUCCGGCCUCGGCAGCAGAGCACCCAGACAAGGAGAAGCUGCUUGUGAGGGGAUCGUCGUCGACAGUGGCAGCCACAACAAUGAACGUUCGUGUGACUGUCAAGAUGAUCUCGCCCAAGCGGAAGCAGGCUGCUGGUGCCGUGGUGCAGCGACAAGACAAGGCCAAGGGUGGUCGCUAUGGGGGAAACCUCUUGUUUGUCUUCCUGGUGGGAUCACUGACGGCCCUGUUUUGGAUGCUGGUGCUGCCGGGCAUGACGGGAUUGACAAGCCACUUUGAAUCUACGCUCUCGCAAUAGCCACGCUUGCUAAUGUGUAAAAGCCACAAACACUUGCGUUUUAUUAUAAACCCAUGGCCUGUAUGUUAGGCACAACCA
Molecule: messenger RNA, 1573 nt
Organism: Selaginella moellendorffii
Lineage: Eukaryota; Viridiplantae; Streptophyta; Lycopodiopsida; Selaginellales; Selaginellaceae
Product: NAC domain-containing protein 74
Exons: 5
Coding region: 104-1495 (463 amino acids)
Biological process (GO): regulation of DNA-templated transcription
Molecular function (GO): DNA binding
Source: RefSeq, a predicted model, not a curated record